AUGCUGCGCUCAAGCCUGCGCAACGCCGCGCGGUCGCAGCACCUGCUGCGCUACACGGGGGCCGUGCCGCCUCACGCCCAGGCUCCGUCGCGUCUGGCGCCACUGGCGACUAUGGGCCACGAGCUCUCCGUCUUCUCGGCGCCCCGCCAGCCGUCGACGCCGCUGACGCUGCCACUGCUGCCGCAGUACUCGCCGCUGCUGGCGCGCGCGCAGACGCGCAGGUUCGCCGCGCUGCCCACGAAGCCUUCCACGUCAUCGACGGCGACUGCGUCGACCACGCCGGCCCCCACGCCCGCCGAGGCCGCGGCCAUGAAGAAGAAGAUCGCGGCCGCCAGACGCCGCCGCAGCAAGAUCCGCGUGCAGGAGGAGAAGCUCGAGUCGGCUCUGGAGAAGGGCGGCGAGCGCCGCAUGAUCCGCGUUGAGGACGUGGAGAAGGAGCUGCCCAAGGUACCCGAGCACGCCGUCACGCUGCUCAAGCGCACGCCGCAGCUCGCCGUGAAGGGCGUCAAGGCCGUGGCCCACGCGCUGCAGGUGCUGGUCACGGACCCGGCCGCGGUCAAGGCCUGGCUCGUGGAGAUGAAGGGCAAGGCCAAGCACGAGCUCGACCACUACUGGCUCGGCACCAAGCUGCUGUACGCGGACGUGUCCACGUCCACGCGCAUCCUGCGCCGCCUGCUGAAGGGCAACGCGCUCUCGCGCCGUGAGCGCAAGCAGCUGCAGCGCACGGUGGCGGACCUGCUCCGUCUCGUGCCCUUCGCGUUCUUCGUGAUCGUGCCGUUCAUGGAGCUGCUGCUGCCCGUGGCGCUCAAGGUGUUCCCCAACAUGCUGCCGAGCACGUACAAGGACUCGUUCCAGCGCGAGGAAGACAUGAAGCGCCAGCUGCAGCUGCGUGUGGCGCUUGCUGAAUUCCUGCAGGACACGGUGAAGGAAAUCAUGCAGGACACUCGCGACACGGAAGGUGUAUCGGAGGAGCGCAAGGCUACGGCGAGCGAGGUCAUGAACUUCGUGGAGCGUGCCCAGCGCGGCGAGCCUUUGACGUCGGAGGAGACGCUUCAGGUCGCGAAAUUGUUCAACGAUGAGCUGAUGCUGGACAAUAUCUCUCGGCCGCAGCUUGUGGGCAUGUGCCGAUUCAUGGGCGUGCAGCACUAUGGCAACGACAACCUCCUUCGAUUCCAGCUGCGCAACCGUAUCCGUCAGCUGAAGAAGGACGACCAGGACAUCAUUUGGGAGGGCCUGGACUCGCUUGACAAGGAGGAGUUGCAGAUGGCCUGUAUGGAGCGUGGUAUGCGUGCCACAGGUCUCACCAAGGCUGGUUACGUGCGUCAAAUGCGCCAGUGGCUCGACCUGUCCAUCAACAAGAACGUGCCGGCGUCGCUGCUCAUCAUGUCGCGGGCACUGAACAUUACUGCUGCGGACAACUUGGAGGAGGCCCUGGCCACGUCGAUGUCGUCUAUGGACGAAGAGGUGGUGACCGAGGUGGCGCUGGCGGCGAAGACGACGGAGGAGACGCCUGAGAUGCGCAAGCUGAAGCUCGACAGUAUUCGUUACCAGAAUGAAAUGAUUGCGGAUGAGGAGAAGUUCCGUGACGAAGCUCAGAAGAGGGAGACGGAGGCCCAGAAGCAGGCCGAGAGCGAUGCCGCUGCUGCCGCUGCUGAGACGAAGACUGAGGUGGAGCAGGUGAUUGCUGAUGUCAUCAUGGAGAAGGCACAGACGCAGCCGACCCCCGCAUCGUCAACUUUGACUCCAACCAUCGAAAACGUAGUUAGUUUGGAGGAGCUGAGCGCUCUCGAGUCUCUUGCGUUCAAGUCGUUGGUCGAGAAGGAGCGCCAGACGGUGAGUCAGCUGAAGCAAAACAAGUACGAUAUGGACGUGGAGGGUCUGCUGGCGGCAGGUCGUAUUGGUGCCCAGGCUGCGGAGAAUAAGACGGCUGGCCGUAUGAUGAAGAAGCUGGAGUCGAUGCUGUCCAACCUGGAGGUGGAGAUCGAGGAGGUUGACCGUCACGUUGGUGACCGCCUCAACAUUCUUGACCGCGAUAGCGAUGGUGUGCUUUCGGCUGAGGAGCUGCGUGACGCUGUUAUGACAAUUCUGCGCAAGGCAAACACGCAGGAGGACGUGGAGUGGGUCAUUUCGCUCAUCGAUGAAGACAACGAUGGCAAAAUCGCUCUGGAGGAGCUGGUGGCCUGGAUUGCCAAGUGCCGCGAGAGCCUGGAGGCUACGGGGCGCAUUGCUCUGCAGGAACCGGCGGACGCCACCGCGGAGGCUACUGCAGCAGCAGCAGAAGCCGAGAAGGCCAAGGUGGAGAAGGCAGAAAAGGCGAAGGUUAAGCGAGCAAACAGCCGUAAGAAGAAGGAGAAGGAGCAGUAGUCCUUCCCAGCAACCGGUGCUUGCCAUUGUGAUAGACGAUAGAGAGAGGUUGCUCAGUGUACCAUGCGCUGCACCCCUCGGUUAUCGCUUACCUCACCUCAAAUAGAUAUUUGCCAACGCUUUGGCUUGUUAGAGG
Molecule: messenger RNA, 2500 nt
Organism: Phytophthora sojae
Lineage: Eukaryota; Oomycota; Peronosporomycetes; Peronosporales; Peronosporaceae
Exons: 3
Coding region: 1-2364 (787 amino acids)
Biological process (GO): intracellular monoatomic cation homeostasis
Cellular component (GO): mitochondrial inner membrane
Molecular function (GO): calcium ion binding; ribosome binding
Source: RefSeq, a predicted model, not a curated record